Molecule: messenger RNA, 775 nt
Organism: Prosopis cineraria
Lineage: Eukaryota; Viridiplantae; Streptophyta; Magnoliopsida; Fabales; Fabaceae
Exons: 2
Coding region: 80-550 (156 amino acids)
Source: RefSeq, a predicted model, not a curated record
CCCACUUUCUCUUCGCUCCCUUCCCCAUAGGCCGAAACUAAGGAGAGUGUAGGAUUAUCAUCGAGUCGCAGCUUCGCCCAUGGCUCGUAAGCGCUUGCAGGAGGCCGAGAAAGGAUUUCAGCUGGAGAAGUUUUUGAAGAAAAUAGGAGUAGGGAAAGAUGAUCGGUACUUCUGGAAACAGGUGGGGAAGGCACUGCUGUGCACGUACGCCAUAGUAGGUGCAGUGUGGGUGUACAAUGAAACGUCACCGUUGGGUUGGUGGACACUGAAGCCACGGCCAAAGGAGGAGCGGGAGCUAGCCCACCUGUACGAACGGCGGGAGUUCCCCUACCCCGGCGAUGAAGAAGCCAUGAAAGAGUUUGUUGCCAAGGGAGGGAUGAUUGGGACCACCAUUGGCCCAAAAGGCUUCGUUGAGACUGAUAAGGACGCGUUCAAUUACCAGAAGGAGUUGCAGAACAAGAAGUUUGAGCAAGAAGCUCACAAGCUGUGGUUGAGGAUGAGGAAUGAGGUCAUCGCAGAGCUUCAAGAGAAGGGCUUUGAUGUGGAAUGACUCGCAUGGGGCGGAUGAACAUGACAAAAGUCGUUUCUCAGUUUGAAGAGUGCAGGGAAUGUAAUCAGCUUCUAUUCUAAUUUCUACAAGGCCGUCAUAAAUAUGUGCACGGAUUGUGUGGCCAAUCAUGUUUUUACAUGAUCUUUCGUUUAAGUUCGGAACACUUGUUUUGUGAAAGAUUUCAUUAACUUUUAACACUUUUAAAGUGCAACAAGGAUUUAUGUA